AUGUACCAGCGGCUGUCCGCGACACCGUGCCCCGUUGCUUCCUCAGAUCUGACCAUAAACCGACGCGAUUCGAUCUUCAGUAACGACACCACCACAAACCUUGAUUUCACGACCGAAUUCAAGGCUUCAUUUCGAGAUGUCAAGCCUAGAAGGCCUCCGACAAAGAGGAAGACCGCAGGCCUGGUCGGAAUUACGAUUCACGAGGAUGAAGAGCUGAACACGUCAGGCAAGGGAGGGCCUGAACAUACAGCCACAAAGGAUUUACGUCCUCCACAAUCGAAACCAUUACAGCAUCCUAGGCGGCGCGUCAGCUUUGCUCAAGCAGCAGACUCCUCAGCAGACGCGCUUUGCGCCAGCGCCCAGCCUACAGGUCUCUCCAAGGCACCGAGACGGCAUUCUAUACGUCCUCAAACUACAAGUCAAGCUAUACUUUGUGAGGAUACGCUGCCAGUUGUGCCGUCUCCAAAGAUUGCAAAGCCAGCACGGCGCGGCACUAUUUAUAUACCGUCCGACGACACCACGAUGCCGUCAAUGUUUUUGUCCAUCUUCUCGCCCCUGAAGAAUCCCCCACCAAAUGCAGCGGAGCAUGAUGCAGGAAAAGAUAUGACUGGCUUAGCGAUGCAGAUGGCAUACAAGAGGAGAGGUCCACGGAAGUCGACACUAGCCACAAGCCCCAAGCGUGGGCCUCUACAUCCGUCUCGGGAUGCACAAGCUCCGAAUGUUCUUCAUGACCGUCCAGGGACAGGGCCAGGGAAGGAAAACCUACCACCCGGACAACAUGUACGUGGGAUACCGAAAGAUCACCGGCCGACUUCGAGCAAGGAAAGGGUAGAUCCAGGUAAGGCAGUACUGCCAAGAUUGGGUCAACAUCACACGUCUCGACUUCUCGAGCCGAUGACCAGCUCCUUGGGUCGCACUCAAGAUAAAACUGUCAACGCCGGGAAGAAAACCAAGCCUGCAUGGAAUUCAAACUUCCUUCUGCCGAAACCUCGGCGGACUACUCAACAGCAUGAGCAAGAAGAAUACCGGGUCGAGACAACUUCAGAGACGCGAGCGACGUUCUCAAAGUCUAGUGUGCCCUCAAGAUUUGUCGUUCCACAUGUCGACACAGUGGUCGAGCAUCAAUAUGACUUUCUGCCGGAAGGCGUUGCUGAUGCUUCAAUGUACGAAGAAGAUUGGCUCGGGCAGCAAGAAGUCGCGAUCACUCAGCUGAUAAACAAUCUUUUCGAUGCCUCUCCAGUGUCGCGAGGAAACUAUCUCGAUGAUCUUCAACGACUGAGAAUGACGGAAGUUUAUGGCAAGCCAUCGAUGGCAUUGCUGUACAAACGACUACAAGGUGCCCUUCUGUACGGAUCACUAAGUAUACCGUACGACACGUUGGAGCAAGGACACCAACUCUACGGAGAUCUUGGACGGCGCAAAUCGUAUACACGAUUCUGGCUGGAUACCUACGACAACCAAAUACUCAAGCAAGGGCUUGAAGUUGUUGUGGGUCGCAUCAUUCCUUCACGCGUCAGUGCAGAUGGCCGUGAUAAAGAGUCGGGGAGUCCAGCACCUAAGGCGCAGCGGCCCAUUCAGCGCUUCAUCGAGAAAUUUAUGAUUCGCAAUGAAGAUGCUACCCCGGACUGCAAGUCGACAAAGCCAGCGGCCUGGUCGUAUCGCAGAACAGUCUUGCGCAGCCUCAUGUUGGUGAAGCUCCUGGAUAUGGUCAAGACCGAGGCGAGUUUGAACACCACGGCCAACCUCUUCCGCUCCAACUCCAGCUUCAAGUCUUCCUCGAACGCACUGGCUGCUGUGAUGCAACAGCUAAAUGCUAGCGCAGGUGAUCCGACAAGAACGCUGAAGCAACUUGGCUAUGCACUCAGCCAUGUUCAAUAUCCUCUCGAAGAAUUCAAUUAUCGCAUCACCAGCCUUGCUGUGGACCUUAGGGACGGCGUACGUCUCACAAGGCUGGUUGAGCUCCUGCUGUAUCGAUCAGCAUCGCGGUCUCUUGGCCAUGCCCAGGACUCGGAAGGGACAACGACCAUCGUGAUACCUUCUGGAAAUACGAUCAAUCUUGCGGAUGGAGAUCAAGAUUGGCCCCUCUCUCAGCAUCUCAAGAUGCCAUGUAUCAGCAGAGCUACAAGAUUGUACAAUGUGAAACUCGCCUUGUCUGCUCUUAAAGAGGUCAAAGGCGUAGGCAGCAUUCUUCACGAUAUUUCUGCAGAAGACAUCGUGGAUGGCUUUCGCGAGAAGACGGUCAGACUACUUUGGGGACUCAGUAGCAAAUGGGGUUUAGGCGGCCUCGUUGAUUGGGACGACGUUAAAUCAGAAAUCAAACGCUUGGGUCGUACCAAAGGCCGCAUCGGGAAUCUCUGCUUGGAAGACCUUGAGUUGGAAGAAGACGAUGAGGGCUAUCUGCGAUUCAAGAGCUUGCUCAAAGCUUGGGUGAAAGCGGUCGCUAUCUCGCAUGGUCUGCGCGUCAGGAACUUCACUUCUGAUUUUGCAGACGGACGUCUAUUCGAAGCUCUGGUCCGAGAAUACCAGCCAUUCUUCCAGGGCUGCGCUGUCGUCUCGAAACAGAAGAGCUUGGCCGAACGACUCGGAGCUUUGGGCUGCAGCGACGAAUUCGCGCGACUAUUCUCGAACAACCAUGGGAGCGCUGCCGGUCAGCAGAUAUUCGAUCGAGACUUUGUACUUGCAUCGAUUGCCUUUCUCUGUUCCCGCCUUCUGCGCCCCUCGAAGACAGCACGCGCCGCCUUGGUGCUGCAAAAUGCAUGGCGCAGACACUGGGACAAGGUCAUCGUGCGCAGGAAACUGGUUCUACAAACCUUAGCCCGGGCUUGCGCAGAACAGGUGCGUGCCGCUGAAGCCAAAGCAUGCAUCUGGCGUACGUGGUGCAAGUUUCGUAGCAGGCGAAACCGUCAGGCCCGUCAACGAGCCAAAGGAAUGGAUCAGGAUGACAUUUGGUUGUCCUUGUGA
Cyphellophora europaea CBS 101466 is the source of this 2961-nucleotide messenger RNA. RefSeq lists its product as uncharacterized. Gene Ontology annotation, biological process: establishment of meiotic spindle localization; mitotic cell cycle; spindle organization. NCBI's taxonomy places the organism in Eukaryota, Fungi, Ascomycota, Eurotiomycetes, Chaetothyriales, Cyphellophoraceae. The transcript has a single exon. Gene Ontology annotation, molecular function: protein binding. Bases 1 to 2961 code for a protein of 986 amino acids. The record is from RefSeq and is a predicted model, not a curated record. Gene Ontology annotation, cellular component: spindle pole.